AUGGCGAAUCUGUUGCUACCCGGACCUAGCUUAGAAACACAGAUGGUGGAAGAUGAAACUGAGACAACAAGUGAAGAAUUGCCUCCUCAUCUGCGGGAGGAGCCUCCCGAAGAUGCCAGCAAGGAGCAUCCACAGCAGCAGGCAGGGGUGAUCUGGAGAGUGACGGGCGGCCUGUUCAGCAUCACCCGGGGAGCCGUGGGGGCCACGCUGGGAGGAGUCGCCUGGGUGGGCAGCAAGAGCCUGGAGCUCACCAAAACAGCUGUGACCAGCGUCCCCGCUGCUGGCGUCGGACUGGUGAAGGGCAGCGUCUCGGCAGUGACCGGCAGCGUCGGAGCCAUGGGCAGCGCGGUCGCCAGCAAAGUCCCUUUCACCGCAAAGAAGAAGGACAAGGCUGACUAAUCCCUGUCACAGCUCCCUUCCAAAAGAUCAACCUGCCCAUACUCUCCCCCUACACAGCACCUCUUUGAGUUGGAACCAGCCGCUUCAGGGAGGGUCAAGCACCCGAGCAGACUCCGGCUGCAGCCUGCUC
Molecule: messenger RNA, 529 nt
Organism: Haliaeetus leucocephalus (bald eagle)
Lineage: Eukaryota; Metazoa; Chordata; Aves; Accipitriformes; Accipitridae
Product: transmembrane protein 263-like
Exons: 3
Coding region: 1-399 (132 amino acids)
Source: RefSeq, a predicted model, not a curated record